Messenger RNA from Aspergillus versicolor CBS 583.65, 864 nucleotides. RefSeq names its product putative GPI anchored cell wall protein (Dan4). The coding region runs from base 1 to 864 and encodes 287 amino acids. Lineage: Eukaryota; Fungi; Ascomycota; Eurotiomycetes; Eurotiales; Aspergillaceae. The transcript has a single exon. The record is from RefSeq and is a predicted model, not a curated record.
AUGAAUCGACUUCUCCAACUUCUCUGUGUCUCUCUCAUUGCGUCAUCCACUGUCGCAGCCCCGGCUCCCGAGAGAGCAAGGCUCGAGCGCGGCACUGUUUCUCGAGUUGAAGUCCGCGAAUUCAUUGAACACAUCGAUAGAGAUGCUGUCCAGAGCCUCGUCGAGAAGCUCCGCACCACCCGUGCGGACCUCAAGGACCGUGACUUCGCCUUGUCGAACGGUCUUAGUUUCGUCAAGAGGCAGGAUGUUUCUCCUGGUGCAAGCGAUACAGUGACCGACGGGCCGACCUCCACUGAGACCGAGACAACCGAUCCUCCUAGCUCAACAACCGAGUCCGAUACCAGCUCCCAAACAGACCCCGAGCCUACCUCGUCAGAGCCCGAACCAACGUCAACAGAGCCAGAGCCGACAUCGACAGAUACCCCUCCAACCAGCUCAACCGACGAGCCAACGUCGACCACUGAUGAUCCCACUUCAGCCCCAACCAGCACCUCUGGGCCUACCUCCACAGAUCCACCUACCUCAACCACCUCAUCUGGACCGACCUCUUCUUCCUCCACCACUGAGCCAACCUCCACCGAAACAUCCAGCACGACAGAGCCAACCUCUUCAGAGGAACCAACUAGUACUACCGAGUCCACCACCAGCAGCACCACUACCACAUUUACCUCGACAAACGCCGACGGUGAUCUCGUGACAGUCACCUCAACCGCCGUCGUGCACCCAACCCAGGGCCCUAGCGAUGACAGCACCGAAACAGGACCCGAGCCCGGUCUACAGACAAACGCCGCAUCUGCCUCUGGAUACUCCAAAGAGCUGUUUGCCAUGAUGGGCGGUGCCGCUGUCGCUGUUGCCGUGAUCUAA